AUGGACCGCCUCCCGAUCGCGCUCCACCUCCCGCAAGAGCUCCUGCCCCUGUCCGGCUCGGGCAGCGGCGCGCGCGGCCAGCAGCCGUCCAAGGUCGUCGGCUCGGGCGCAGGCUACGGGCCGCCCCUCCCCGCCGAGGGCACGCCGCUGUCCCGCCUCGUGUCGUCGGUCCUGUACGCCCCGGCACGCGAGCCCACGCCCGCCGAGGCCGCCCAGGGCUGGUCGCCCGCCCAAGGGCAGCGCCCGACCCGCACCGAGUACGACCUCGUCGCGCUCCCCCUCACCAACGGCAACUGGCAGGAGCGGUGGGACCGCAUGUGCACCAUCACGGCGAGCGCGACCGAGGCCGACUUGGGCGUCGCGGCGGCCCAGGCCGACACGCAGCGCGACGAGGCCGAGAGCUGGCGGGCGGGAGGAGGGUUCCUGCGCAACGAGGUCAACAUCACGAGGAGCGAGGAGUCGGGCAGCCUCAUCUCGUUCGCGAGCGACUGGCUCGAGCUGGACUCGCCCGUCGAGGGCAUCCGCUUCGACUCGGAGCUCGCCCUGCGCCAGGAAAUCAGCUACGCGUCCUACCUGUCGAUCACGAGCAUCGUCCUGCCGCCACCCAAGCUCGAGAACCGCGACUGCCUCGCCGACUACGCGCGUGCCAUCAACGGCGCCCUCGCCUCGAGCUGGCACAUCAACAUCUCGAUCCGCCUUCCUGUCGCCGAGUACUCGGAGGUCGAGCUCGCCGCACGACCCGGCACGCCCGCCUUCCAGGCGCUUACGGGCGACUCGGACCGCAACGAGACGUGGGAGAUGUGGAACACGUUGCGCGGCAUGUGCUCGUACUCGCCUCGUCUCACCCUGACUCUCGACCUCACCAACCCGUUGCCGUCGCCCAAGAGCCUCACGCGGUGGGCCGCCGAGCCUGUCCGCCACAUGUUCCUCCCGUGCACGAGUUUCAUCCCGAACGCCAAGGGCUACCCGGUCCUGUCGAAGAGCAUGCAGGCCUUCCUCAAGGGCGCGUUCAAGUUCCGCCCGACCGUCAUCCUGUCCGGCACGCACCGCUCGCUCCACUCGGCCGGCGGCCACCUCGCGUACGCUCAAUACGUCCGCUUCCUGUACCGCAAGGCGCAGGAGCUCUUGCCCGUCGAGGAGUACGCGCAAGGGUACAUGGACCACCUCCAGCAGCCGCUGCAGCCCCUCAUGGACAACCUCGAGGGCGAGACGUACGAGGGCUUCGAGAAGGACCCGAUCAAGUACCGCCAGUACGAGGAGGCCGUCUACCGCGCGCUCCUCGACAGGCCACAAGACCGCGUCACGACCAUCUUUGUCGUCGGUGCAGGGCGAGGACCGCUCGUCGCCGGGUGCCUGCGCGCCGCCGAGCGGUCACAGCGCCGCAUCUCGCUCACGGCCGUCGAGAAGAACCCGGCUGCUUUCGUCAUCCUGCAAGAGCGCUCGGCUCUCGAGUGGGGCAGCCAGGUCAAGCUCGUCUACUCGGACAUGCGCAGCUUCAACCCCAAGGAAAAGGCGGACAUCAUCGUGUCGGAGCUCCUCGGCAGCUUUGGCGACAACGAGCUCAGCCCCGAGUGCCUCGACGGCGUCAUGCGCACGCUCAAGCCCGACGGCAUCUCGAUCCCGGCGUCGUACACGUCGUUCCUGGCGCCCAUCGCCACGUCGCGCCUGCACACCGAGGUCACCAACCCGCAGGUCGCGUCGACGUCGACCGUCGUCGACUCGAAGCCGGCCGAGCAGCCGUACGUCGUCAUGUUCUCGGCGUUCGACACGCUCUCGGCGGCCGGCGGCCGCAACGGCGUCGACAAGGUGCAAGAGUGCUGGACGUUCGACCACCCUCGACCUGACGUCGUUGUCGACGAGCAAGGUCUUCCGCUCACGAACCACCACAACGCGCGCUCGGCGCACCUGUCGUUCCACAUUCCGCGCGCCGGCGUGUGCCACGGCUUUGCGGGCUACUUCGAGGCCGUCCUGUACGGCGACGUCAUGCUCUCGAUCCACCCAGAGCGCGCCGCCGGCGACAUGCUCUCGUGGUUCCCCAUCUUUUUCCCUCUCGCCGAGCCGCUCUACCUCCCGGCGCACACGGAGCUCGACGUCGAGAUCUGGCGCCUCACCGACAACACGAAGCGCCGCGUGUGGUUCGAGUGGGCGGCGCAGGCGUACCUUCCUCUCGCCGCUCUCGGUGGCGGGCUCGGCGGUGCCGGCGGCCGAGGCCCGGGCGGCAGGAGCAGCAUGACGAGCCCGCCGACGAGUGCGACGAGCGGGUCGUUCUCGCUCCGAGGCGGCGGCGCCCUGAGCCCGACGCUCGGCGGGAGCGAGGCCGCGUUCGCGAGCGCGCCGAGCCCGCACCUCGGGGCGAGCUUUGGCGAUGGGCGCAUGCCGGGUAUUGCCGAGGAGAACGCGGUGCUCGAGGGGAGCGUCCUUGGCGGUGCGGCGGGCGCGCGCAUCAAGAUCUCGCAGACGAGGCUGCACAACCCGGGCGGCAAGACGAGCUGGAUCGGGCUGUGACGGAGUCGGUAGCAUGGGUCCUGUAUCUGCAUCAUCACUCGCAUUGGCCUCUC
This is a messenger RNA of Rhodotorula graminis WP1, 2558 nucleotides long. RefSeq lists its product as uncharacterized. The record is from RefSeq and is a predicted model, not a curated record. Gene Ontology annotation, cellular component: cytosol; nucleus. The coding region runs from base 1 to 2505 and encodes 834 amino acids. The transcript is spliced from 9 exons. Lineage: Eukaryota; Fungi; Basidiomycota; Microbotryomycetes; Sporidiobolales; Sporidiobolaceae. Gene Ontology annotation, biological process: regulation of DNA-templated transcription; peptidyl-arginine N-methylation.